AUGGUAGCGCCCGCAUCUAAUAGGAAUACUCGUCCUGCUGAAGAACCAGAAAGGACCUCCCGUCCUGCUGAGGAACCAGAAAGGACCACCCGUCCUUCUGAAACCCCCGACUCAGAUUAUGACUCAUCAUUGGAUCUUUACCCACCUGAUUCAGACCUUCUCGAAGAAGAAAGCAAACUACGCCAUUAUUUGAAAGACGAAGUCGAACACCUCACAAAAAAGAUAGCCCGCAGCAAUGCCAGACGUAAGGAAUGGUUGACAGACAUGCGCGGUGCGGUUAGAAAAUUCCGCACCUUACCAGACAAAGUCUUAAUCAAUAACAUUAGACGUGCUACGGACGAUGAUAUAAAAUACGAUUUGACUAAAAUAAGGGAGGACCUACCUUCGCGUAUUACCAUCAAGACAUUCUUGAAGGCCAUUGAUAACCACUAUGAGAGAAGCUCAAAAGAAACUGUUAGGCAUGUCAAUUUAAUUGAUCGCCCAAAAUUUAUCACAGCCGCCUCGCUAAGACGUGCUCGCGAUGCAUUUGAAAACAUCUGUGAUGAAGAAAACAUGACUUGUGCCAUUUAUGCCACAAAACAUUAUUUACCUCCUAGAAUUGAACGUCAAAUCGACGACCUUCAUUGGCCAUCUCCUUCCACCAUUCUCGAUGAAUUGGAUAACGAAAUCGAGAAGCGCAAAGCUAAAGAAAAAUAUUUCAAAUCGAAUAAGUAUAAGAAUAAGUUUAACAAACGUAGGUACAAUCCUAAACGUUUCAACAAUAACCGCAGAAACAAUAAUAGUUCAGGCGGAGGAUUUUCCUCUAACAAAAAUACAAAAAAACUAACUAACCCAUCUCAACAACGUUAUACUAAUUUUUAUAUCAAUUCUCUAUCUGUUGUUGAAGAUGGUCCACACAUUUCUCCAUCCCAACAAAUUGCUAUCCUAAAACAUCAACUAUUACAAUAUGACUAUGAAAAUAAACAACCUAUCAAUCGCUUCGAAAUUCCAAUUAAAUUUUGUCUUAACAAACAAAAAACACAUACGUGUCUACUAGACACAGGCGCCUCAACUAAUUUAAUCCGUUCCGACAUACUCGCCGGAUUUUCAAACAUAAAAUAUGAAACAAUAACCCCAAUUAAACUAACUGUUGCCACUGGAGAACACAGAUACUUAAAGCAUAAAGUUCAACUAAGCUUUACCUUAUCGGGCCAGCAACACCAACAACACUUCUAUGUCGUCCCUACAAAACUCAAACCUUCCAUAAUACUUGGAGCACCAUUUAUUAAUAACAACCCCCAACUUUUCAUAAAAAUUCUGCAACAGGGUAAUGAUUCUAGAUCUACAACUAAGGCAACAAUAGCAGAAACGACACGCGGAUUGGACCAUGAUUUAAGAAAUCCAAUUAAUGAGAAAUACUUACUAUGGGUUACCACGUCCGACGUUUCUACUACCGAAUUACCAAAAGAACUACAAGACCGAUAUGCAGACCUGAUCGUUGACGAUUUACCUCCCACAUCCACUACUACAACUGUCAAACAUGAGAUCGAACUAGUACCUGGUACGGCACCUAUCGCUAAACGCGCAUACAGACUUUCACCAGUCAAAAGGGCCGAACUCGAACAACAAAUCAAGGAACUUAUCAGUUCAGGAAGAAUAUCUCCAUCAGACUCACCAUUCGCCGCCCCAGUACUUUUUGUCAAAAAGAAAGAUGGCUCCAGCCGUCUAUGCGUUGACUAUCGUGGACUAAACAAUGCCACAGUUAAAUCAAAGUUCCCUUUGCCCCUUAUUGAAGAUGUAUUAGACAGUCUGCAUGGAGCCAAGAUAUUCAGUAAACUUGAUCUCAUUUCAGGAUACCAUCAAGUAUCAGUCAAUGAACCCGACCGUUACAAAACUUCCUUCAUAACACACGAAGGACAAUACCAAUGGAACGUUAUGCCCUUUGGCCUUACCAAUGCCCCAGCCACAUUUCAACGACUAAUGAACGCAGUUCUUCGCCCAUAUAUAUCGAAAUUUUGUGUUGUCUACCUCGAUGAUAUCUUAAUCUACUCAAAAACCAGAGAAGAGCAUUUACACCACAUUUCCCAAGUUUUGGACAAACUACGUAAACACAGCCUUUACCCUAAAAAGAGUAAAUGCCACUUUAUGUUGACUCAAGUCCAAUUCCUAGGACACGUGAUCAAUGCAAAUGGGAUUAGCACAGACCCAGAAAAGAUAAACGCUAUCAAGCAAUGGCCAAUAUUACGUAACUAUAAAGAUGCCCAAAGAUUCCUAGGCCUUGCCAAUUAUUAUCGUCGCUUCAUCAAAAACUUUUCGAAAAUGGCUUCACCACUCUAUGAGUUUGCCGCGAAGAAAAAUACGAAAUGGACAACCGAAUGUCACAACGCUUUUAUUAGUUUAAAAGAUGCUUUGAUUUCUGCACCAAUUCUAAUAGCAUUUGACCCUAAAUCACCUUACCAGCUUACUAUGACAGUCGAUGCUUCAGACAACUGCAUCGGUGCAACAUUAGAAUACAAAGAUGGCAGAAAACCAAAAGGUGUCAUAGCAUACCUAAGUCAUAAGCUUCAUUCAUAUGAAACGAGAUGGCACAUCCGAGACAAAGAAUUAUAUGCCAUUGUGUUUGCACUCAAAAAAUGGACACACUAUGUCCAAGGUAGCCAUGUUAUUAUCUACACAGAUCACAAAACCAACGUUAACCUUAACCGAUUAGCAUUACUCAGUCCCCGCUUAGCACGAUGGGCUGAAGUCUUGGCUAAUUACGAUUUCGAGAUUAAAUAUAUACCCGGUCCCCGAAACCAUGCCGACAUUUUAUCACGCCCUCCUGGCGAACCUGAAAUUACGGACUCAACUGACAAUGACCUUAUCGAAAUUGAUAGCGAUCACACUGACGUAAAUAACAAACAAGGAAACAGUCCUGAAACCCAGCACCUAGCAAAAGUCUUUUUCGAUCCUAGACCGAUAAAAGACUUAAAGAACGUCACGAUCGAAACUAUCAACGCCGAAGUAUUAAAAGAUCCUUAUUAUGAAAAUAUAGCACAGUACAUUCGCGACCCUAACCGUCCCAUACCAAGCAAAUACUUCGAACUAGUCAGACGUUUCAGAUAUUUCGGUGAUAUACUAGUAUACCAGGAUAAACAAGAUUAUGUCGUCUACAGAGUUUGUAUACCGAAAACACUUGUGCAUGAGAUCAUUCGAGAACAUCAUGACACCCCGUUAUUCGGUCAUCGUGGUGCCGAUACCACAUAUAAACAUCUCUUAAAAGGAUUCUACUGGCCUAAUAUGCUCGACUCCAUCAAACAAUACAUCAAACGUUGUCCCGAAUGUCGCAAAGGUAAACACCCUACGACACAUCCAUAUGGCCCAUUACACUCACACCCUAUACCAAAUCAGCGAUGGUCAGAAAUUUCAAUCGAUUUUAUCGAUGCUUUUAAAACAAGCGGUGAUAAUAAAUAUGAUCGUAUCUUAACAAUCGUUGACAAUUUCACAAAAAUGGCACAUUUCAUACCAUGCAGAAAGAAAGAUUUUACAGCUGAAAUGUUGACAGAUAUAUUCAUUCAGAAUAUCAUAAAAUUACACGGUAGGCCUCUCAGAAUACUAUCAGAUAACGAUGUUUUAUACACCGCCACAGCCUGGACAGCUGUCAUGAACAGACUACAAAUUCAUCGUGAUUAUACGACAGUUGCGUCUUCCUCAAGCAAUAGUUUUGCCGAACGCACAAACCGCACAAUCGAAGAAAUACUUAACACACUAGUGGCACAUUCGCCAACAAAAUGGUCAACCUACUUACCACUAGCCGAAUUCGCCUAUAACAACUCGUAUCAAGCAACUAUCGAUACCACACCAUUUUUCGCUAACCAAGGAUAUCAUCCUUUAGCCAUCAAUUACUAUAUGCCAAUGCAAGGCGAUAAUGCACCAUACAAACUUACAGAUCACCCUACGAUUGACGAACAUCAAGAGGCUCAAGAGGCUCUAUAUUUGAAAAUCAAACAGAAAAUAGCUGAUCAGAACGCCGCGAAAGCCCUUAAAAACAACGUCAACUAUCAAACACAUGCUUAUCAGCCGGGAGAUCAAGUGGUAGUGCAUCAAUCUGUCUACAAACCUCCUAAGCGAGAUGAGUACAAUCAGUUAAAACAAAUCAGUAAAAAGCCACACUACGUGUGGUACGGUCCAUUCACAAUCAAAGCGAAAAAGACUGACCAAACAUACCUUGUCCGAACACACAACCGCCUCGACGGAAACUUAAAAGAAUUUCACAUCCGACACAUGAGACCAUACUAUAAAAAGCUCCUACCUAAGCGGAACGUCCCUCCAAUCGAUACUGCCAAAGCCGAUUCCGUGGCCCAUGAAUCCACGAACGUUAUCAAUGUCGACUGGAAACAUAACGAUUGGCGCAUGGCCGCGCAAUGGGCCCACUGCGAACCUUGGGACUACUCAAUUUAUGAUCAAAAAGAUAAACCGCUUUUAUCACACCUAGAGCAAAGGAUGGACAUGUUUGAUACAACCAUUUCCCUCAAACAAGCUCUAGCCCGAUUAUAA
Nakaseomyces glabratus is the source of this 4515-nucleotide messenger RNA. RefSeq lists its product as uncharacterized. The record is from RefSeq and is a predicted model, not a curated record. Gene Ontology annotation, molecular function: nucleic acid binding. NCBI's taxonomy places the organism in Eukaryota, Fungi, Ascomycota, Saccharomycetes, Saccharomycetales, Saccharomycetaceae. Gene Ontology annotation, biological process: DNA integration.